AUGCCAAAAAGUUGGGAAACAGUUACCACAAUAUUAGAAAGUAUGCCUUCAAAGGAACUAACUAUGUAUAUAGCGAAAACAAGAUUGAGAUCAGAAGUAGAAAGAAGGGGUGUACUGAAAGAAACAGAUCUAGGAAGUACAAGUAAUAAUAUUCCAUCUGCAUUGGCAAAUAAUAAUACUACAGAUUUAUUUUACAAUUGUGGGAAACCAGGACAUUUAAAGAUGAAUUGUCAACAUCUACAAGGAAAUGGUUGCACUGACCAUAUGGUGAAUUAUAUUAAAUAUUUUAUUGAAUUUAUGUAUCUGAAAAAUCCUAUUAACAUAGCUCUAGCAAAGAAUAAUAACUAUAUGAAAGCAAUUGGAGUAGGAAAUAUAAAUGUUGAAGUAAAGUUAAUGGAAUGUGAUAACCAAGAGGGCUAUCAUGCACACCCCAUUCAAAUUCACCCCAAAGAUACAACUGUUGUUGCUUGA
Molecule: messenger RNA, 471 nt
Organism: Pieris macdunnoughi
Lineage: Eukaryota; Metazoa; Arthropoda; Insecta; Lepidoptera; Pieridae
Source: the annotation of a GenBank genome assembly